GUCUGGGUAAACAGGCUGUGUUUUCUACUUCGGGUAAUCACAACUUAUUGCUAGACUCGCAUAUAGACGCGUGAGUUACUCGUUCAUUCCUCACCACAACUCAUCUUAUCACAAUCAUGAUGGAGGACUUGAACCUUACGAAAGAGCAAGUCACUCUGCUGAAGAAUGCCUUCGUAGCUUUUGACCACGAGAAGAAGGGCUGUAUUGGGAUAGACAUGAUAGGCACUAUACUGGAAUUGCUUGGACAUGCGCAGACUCAGAGUCAGUUGGAGCAUAUCAUAAAAGAAGUAGACGUGGACGGUUCAGGGGAGCUGGAGUUUGAGGAAUUCUGUAUCCUCGCGUCUAAAUUCUUGUCGGAAGAAGAGGAAGACACGAAUCAGGAAAUGCUCACUUCAGAAUUAAAGGAAGCUUUCAGAUUCUACGACAAAGAAGGAAACGGUUACAUCACUACAGAUGAUUUCGUGGAGUUGUUGCGCGAAUUGGACCCUGACAUGACAGAGAGGGAAAUACAGGGCAUUGUCAAUGAAAUUGAUUCUGAUGGAUCAGGCACAGUUGACUUUGAAGAGUUCGUGAGAGCACUGCGAUGAAAUAUACGCUGAAGAUGUUGUUUAAUGAUAAAUAAUUCAUUAUAUAUUCAUCGCUAAUCGAUUCAGGUAUGAAAAUGUACAUGUGUAUGUGAUUAAAUGGAAUUCUUUCAUUA
Messenger RNA from Homalodisca vitripennis (glassy-winged sharpshooter), 700 nucleotides. Its product is annotated as troponin C, isoallergen Bla g 6.0201-like. Gene Ontology annotation, molecular function: calcium ion binding; enzyme regulator activity. The coding region runs from base 117 to 587 and encodes 156 amino acids. NCBI's taxonomy places the organism in Eukaryota, Metazoa, Arthropoda, Insecta, Hemiptera, Cicadellidae. The transcript is spliced from 6 exons. The record is from RefSeq and is a predicted model, not a curated record.